AUGUCUGCUGUCGAUGAUGUGUUUGACGAUCUCUACCUACGUAAACCCACGCCCGAAGACAUGGGCCGCAUUUUGCGCGUGAAUAUCAUCCGCGGCAUGCCUGGCAUGUUCGUCAAGUUGCGCCGUAAGCGCAGCUUGUCGUACGAUGAGAAGUUGGACAUACUUUGGUUCCAAGCGACUCUCCGCGAGCAAGGCAACCUGGAUGGCACUGGAGCCAAUGUUCGGCUCCUAGGUAGAGCGAAAAAGACUGUACAAGGCGUUCUUGCCGAGUUCAACACCUUGGGCGACCUGUCGGUUGCUGAACCACCAUCCAACACAACCAAUCACCGCACAACUGUACCGAACACUCGUGCUGUCCGUGACCUCGUGAGGACAUUCAUCCGUGACCGCUCUGUAACCCCUACCCGGACGGUCGGGAAGGACGAGUCCCGCCUCCAAGAACACAAUGUCGUGUCGGUCGAUGCCAGCUGCAAGAAGAGCUAUGGUCCCUGCCUUCGCGCAGUGCAGUUGUACCUUGCGAAGCAAGAAUAUGCGAGGGGGAAGCGUGUGGAUGCCACCGAGUAUUGCAAAUGA
This is a messenger RNA of Aphanomyces astaci, 573 nucleotides long. RefSeq lists its product as hypothetical. The record is from RefSeq and is a predicted model, not a curated record. The transcript has 3 exons. The coding region runs from base 1 to 573 and encodes 190 amino acids. NCBI's taxonomy places the organism in Eukaryota, Oomycota, Saprolegniomycetes, Saprolegniales, Verrucalvaceae.